AUGGCUAAGUCAAAAAACCACACAGCACACAACCAAACUAGAAAGGCUCACCGUAACGGUAUCAAGAAGCCACAAACCCACAAGUACCCAUCCUUGAAGGGUGUUGACCCAAAGUUCCGUCGUAACCACAGACACGCUCUUCACGGUACCGCCAAGGCUUUGGCUGCUGCUCGUGCUGAGAAGAAGUAA
Molecule: messenger RNA, 189 nt
Organism: Williopsis jadinii
Lineage: Eukaryota; Fungi; Ascomycota; Saccharomycetes; Phaffomycetales; Wickerhamomycetaceae
Gene: RPL29
Product: 60S ribosomal protein eL29
Exons: 1
Coding region: 1-189 (62 amino acids)
Biological process (GO): cytoplasmic translation
Cellular component (GO): cytosolic large ribosomal subunit; ribosome
Molecular function (GO): structural constituent of ribosome
Source: RefSeq, a predicted model, not a curated record